Cynocephalus volans (Philippine flying lemur) is the source of this 1726-nucleotide messenger RNA. RefSeq names its product 8-oxoguanine DNA glycosylase (gene OGG1). The transcript is spliced from 7 exons. Lineage: Eukaryota; Metazoa; Chordata; Mammalia; Dermoptera; Cynocephalidae. Gene Ontology annotation, biological process: base-excision repair, AP site formation; base-excision repair; nucleotide-excision repair. Bases 53 to 1054 code for a protein of 333 amino acids. Gene Ontology annotation, cellular component: nucleus. The record is from RefSeq and is a predicted model, not a curated record. Gene Ontology annotation, molecular function: 8-oxo-7,8-dihydroguanine DNA N-glycosylase activity; damaged DNA binding.
CGGAGCGGAGCGCGGUGCGGCACUGCUAGCACGCGUCCUUCUGCCCGGUGGCAUGGGGCAUCGUACUUUAGCAUCCACCCCGGCCCUGUGGGCAUCCAUUCCAUGUCCACGCUCUGAGCUGCGCCUGGACCUGGUUCUGGAUUCUGGACAGUCCUUCCGGUGGAGGGAGCAAAGCCCUGCACAUUGGAGUGGUGUACUGGCGGACCAAGUAUGGACACUGACUCAGACUGAGGAACAGCUCUACUGCACUGUGUACAGAGGGGACAAAGGAUGGGUUGGCAGGCCCACACUUGCUGAGCUGGAGGCCGUGCGAAAGUACUUCCAGCUAGAUGUCAACCUGGCUCAACUGUAUCACCAUUGGGGUUCCAUGGACUCUCACUUCCAAGAGGUGGCUCAGAAAUUCCAAGGUGUGCGACUACUGCGACAAGACCCCAUCGAAUGCCUUUUUUCCUUCAUCUGCUCCUCCAACAACAACAUCCCCCGCAUUACCGGCAUGGUGGAGCGGCUGUGCCAGGCCUUUGGGCCUCAGCUCAUCCAGCUCGAUGAUGUCACCUACCAUGGCUUCCCCAGCCUGCAGGCCCUAGCUGGGCCAGAGGCAGAGGCCCACCUCAGGAAGCUGGGCCUGGGGUACCGUGCCCGCUACGUGAGUGCCAGUGCCCAAGCCAUUCUAGAACAGGGGGGGAUGGCCUGGCUGCAGCAGCUACGAGAGACCCCCUAUGAGGAAGCCCACAAGGCCCUCUGUGCCCUGCCUGGGGUGGGCACAAAGGUGGCUGACUGCAUCUGCCUGAUGGCCCUGGACAAGCCCCAGGCUGUGCCCGUGGACAUCCAUGUGUGGCAGAUCGCGCAACGUGACUACAGCUGGCACCCCUCCACAUCCCAGGCCAAGGGCCCGAACCCCCAGGCCAACAAAGAACUGGGCAACUUUUUCCGAAGUCUGUGGGGACCUUAUGCUGGCUGGGCCCAAGCGGUGCUGUUCAGUGCUGACCUGCGCCAACUCCACCAUGCUGAGCCACCAGUGAAGCGGAGAAAGGGCUCCAAGGGGCCGGAAGGCUAGGUUGGAGACACUGGACAAAGGAAUUCCCCAAAUACCUUUCCCCUCCAUGCCCCCCGUCUCUCCCCCAACCCCACCCAGACUCAUGUUGGGAAGGGUCUCCCUAAAACUACCUCAGGGGCCAGCACCCCCAAAUCAAGCAGUCAGUUUGCACAACAAGGUGGGGUGGGGGCUAUUCGAGGAGACAGAGCUAUCUUAUGUUUUUAUCUUCUUCUCUUUAUUAUAAGAAGGAACAAUAAAAUAGAAACAUUUGUAUGGAAAAUGCAGUGAGGAGUGGCAAGGAAGUGGGUGAGGAGGGGAUGGGGCAGGGUAACUCCCCAGUUCAGGGAGGGAAAGGGAGCAGACUGCCCCCAGCCCCUCCUUGCAGGGGAUCCUGACCCUAGAUCCAGAGCUCUAGAGCUGGGGGGGCAGUGUGGGGGACAGUUCCGGGCCUGGCUCCACGCAGCAGUCUCGACAGCAGCAGCCAGCCGCUGGCCCUAUGUGGGAAAAGACAGCAGAGUUGGCCGUAGGGGCAGACCCUCCACUCCAGCCUGCGUGCCACUUUGUGGACCACCCAUGCCUUCCACAAGCCCUGGUCCUCACCCCCAGCUGCUGGUGUCAGUAGCUCCCCGUGGCUUGCCGUCUGUCCCUGCCCCUCCUGGCUGGUACCCAGCUGCAGUUUCCGCAUGUGUCGCA